AUGUGUACUAGCCUUGUCUCGGCUAUGGUGUUUGUCAGUUGGUUUAGUUUUUGGCACAGGACAAAACUUGCCAGAAACGAGAAAGAACGAGCGUAUGUGUGUACAUUACUGAGUAGUUCUAUCACCAGCACAUGUUCUUUACCACUUGUCUAUGAAUUAUUAAGCAAUGGAGGAGACCUUUCAGCUCUCCUUGUAUAUCGUACUUGGACAGUAGUAGCCACGACCUUUUUUAUGACAUUCUUAAUCAUGGAUCUUUGUAUAGGUGUCUUUUUUUACAAGAACAAGAUUGACAUGCUUACAGGCUGGAUACACCAUUUGACUUAUCUGAUCACACUCACAUGGGCGAUUCAUCAUCAAUACAGUGCAGUGUUUAUCAUGAUGUGUGUGUUAGAAAUCCCCACCUUUGUUUUGGCUUUAGGGUCGGUGCGAUCACAUUUACGUCGUGACUAUGUAUUUGCAGGUACAUUUUUAUUGACACGUAUCUUGUUUCAUGCAUAUGCUAUUUCUUGUGCUUGGAAAUUAAACCCAUUUGGACCUGUGGUCAAUGCAUUGACUUUUUUCUUUCCUGUUCAUUGCUUUUGGUUUUAUGGGUUCAUUAAACAACAAAUUCGAUUAAUGAAGACAGAUCCGAAAAUUACGCCAACACGCACUGCGCCUAAAAAGAAGCAAGAAAGUGUGACCCAAAAACCCAUCAAAACCACGACAACUAUCAUGAUGAAAAAGAAGAAGUCUCCUAUCAGUGAACCUAGAAGGAGAACUAACUAUUCCAGCUAUACCACUCCUUCAUUUCAUCAAUCUCCUCCUGUGUCAGUACAUUAA
Messenger RNA from Mucor mucedo, 819 nucleotides. RefSeq lists its product as uncharacterized. The transcript is spliced from 2 exons. Lineage: Eukaryota; Fungi; Mucoromycota; Mucoromycetes; Mucorales; Mucoraceae. The record is from RefSeq and is a predicted model, not a curated record. The coding region runs from base 1 to 819 and encodes 272 amino acids.